AUGCUAUCAAACAAAGAAAAAGCCGUGAAUGCGAAAUUAGCGCCCAAGUACAUAGGACCACUAACGGCAAAACGAAUUAUUUCGCCCGUAAUCGUUGACCUAAUCGACGAAAACAACAAAUGGCACAAACACAUACACGUUCACGACCUCAAAGCGGACAACUCCGAUAGGACACCACCGUCAGCCAGGGUCACAGAAGAAAAACUCGCGAUAUUUAUGGGCAUCCUGAAAAUACCAGAACCGGUAGCACACCGACAGCGGAUAAAAUCAGUCACCUGGAGAGGAGACACCGCAGAAUCCACACAACACCCAGCCAACAGCUCCGACCGGCAUCAACAACAGCCGAACACCGCGACCAAUGGACCAGACACCACCGGCGUUCUGAGUACCUUGCAACAAAAAUUAGAAAACCUUAAUAAAUCUAAUCUUAUAGAUUGUCAUCCAUUGGUUACGGCUAUUCAACAAGGAUUAGAUAAGAGAUUCUGUACAACAUUCGAAAAAAAAGAAUUAAUAAUUGCAACAUGCUUGCAUCCAAAAUUUAAGUUAAAUUGGUUAUCUGGAGAAAAAAAGAAACUUGCCGAAAUCUACUUGGGAGAUUUAUUAGGAAUCCAGUCAACUGAAAGUUCUCCAAAAGAUAUAAAGUCUGAUGAGCACGAUGAUUUUUUUAUUUUUGAACAACACAAAAGCACGCAAACUGAAUCUGAAGAAGAAGAGCUACAACGGUUUUUAAAAUCAAAAAAUUGUAAUAUUGAUAUGCUAAAUGACUAUCCAAAACUUAAAAAACUUUUUCUUAAGUAUAACACAGCGCUUCCAAGUAGUGCCUCUGUGGAACGCAUGUUCAGUGUAGGUGGCUCUGUAUUAACACCGCAAAGAGGACAUUUGUACGAUGAUACCAUCGAGCAACAAAUUCUCUUAAAAAUAAAUAAAGAAUUUCGAUAAAAACUUAUUUUGAAAUAAAAUCUGCGAUUUUUAAUAAAAAAAAAUUUUAUUUACAUUUACAGCAUAUUAAUAAUUUUUAUAUAAAAAAUCAUGCAUAAA
This is a messenger RNA of Odontomachus brunneus, 1038 nucleotides long. RefSeq lists its product as uncharacterized. The coding region runs from base 1 to 939 and encodes 312 amino acids. NCBI's taxonomy places the organism in Eukaryota, Metazoa, Arthropoda, Insecta, Hymenoptera, Formicidae. The record is from RefSeq and is a predicted model, not a curated record. The transcript has 4 exons.